Naegleria gruberi is the source of this 4809-nucleotide messenger RNA. RefSeq lists its product as uncharacterized. NCBI's taxonomy places the organism in Eukaryota, Heterolobosea, Eutetramitea, Acrasida, Naegleriidae. The coding region runs from base 1 to 4809 and encodes 1602 amino acids. Gene Ontology annotation, molecular function: peptide receptor activity; guanylate cyclase activity. Gene Ontology annotation, biological process: cGMP biosynthetic process; intracellular signal transduction; receptor guanylyl cyclase signaling pathway. The transcript has 3 exons. The record is from RefSeq and is a predicted model, not a curated record.
AUGUCUCACCCUCACAUCAAUACAACAACAACAACAUUGGGCAAUGGUGAUGAUCCUCAGCCCAUCUCGAUAAGGCGAGACAAGAGCAAUACAUCUGUGCAUCAUUUAGAUCCACAUCAUUCUCAACAUCAACAACAUCAUUCCUCACCUAUUCCAACACCAUCCUCACAUGGAAGCACAAAGAAUUUGAUGGAAGAUGAAGAUGAUGACCAAUAUUGGGGAAAACCCAUCAAAAACUCGCAAGAUGAAGAAGUUGCAAAUCAACCAAUGAAUAAGGGUGAAGCUUCCUAUGUGGGAAGUAAUACCAGUUAUUCAUCAUCAGCCUUUACAAAUCCUCAAUCACCAUUACUAGCAUUUCGUAAUUCCAUAUUUGAAUUUAUUGUUUCUUUCAAGAGGAAUGAAUCUUUCAUCAAGAGCAAAUACCAAGCAGUCGCAUGGAUUAUGUUACAUAUUUACAUGAUAUACUAUUCUUUGAUAACCUGUUCAAUAACAACGACUGCGAGUGAGGAGAGUAGUGGAGCAAUAUGCAAAGAGAUUGAAGCCAACUCUGAGAAUUAUGCUAAUGUUAGUUAUGAAGUUAAAAAAUUAUUAGAGAGACUCGAUAAGAAACAAUCUCAGAUACUGGCAUUGCACCAGGAAUUUUUCAAAGAGCUUUCCAGUGAAAAUCCUUCUGAGGACAAACUUGAAAAGAUUAACAGAAAAUCCAAUAAUUUGAUAAUAUUUUGUGAAAAUGCAUACAAGAAUUGCAUGUAUACCAAUAUGAACAACAAGACCCUGUUGAGAGCUUACGCAUACUUUUUGGAGAUAUUUAGAUUUGAGAUUGAAGUGGCCAAUGAAUUAUAUGAGGAGGCUAAUCAAAUUGAGGAAGAGAAAUCCAAAACCAACAAGCAGUCUCAUUCAAAAAGUAAUAGAGUAGUUCCUUAUACCAGUGCCUCAGAAGAGUCAUCACUUAUGAAAAGAAGGAAAUCAGACACUCUGAAACAUGGAGUAUCAUUCGAUGAAGUUGUAGAUAACUGGGAUUCGAUCAGUGCAAGAAUGGAAGAAUCAAUGAAACAAGAAGCCUUCUAUAGAAAUUCAAUCAACACUCCAGAACACAGAAAAUCCUAUUAUUUCACAUUUUUACCGUUUGUGAUUGUUUCAUUCCUUGUUUUAUUAAUUUUAUUAACAAUGUCUCUGGUCUUUUCGUCAGAAUUUACCAGUAGAACAGUGUUAGAAGAAAAGAUUUGCUCAAUAGCUGGUGCUCCAAGCAUUAUGGCCAAUCACAUUCGUUCUAUUCAAGCUAGAAGUAAGGAAAUUGAAGUGCAAUCACAAGAUGGUGAUGCCUUGAGUUUUGAACUUCAAAAAAUAUUGGAAAAACUUGAGAAGAGACAAGCAAAGAUCAUUAAUCUACAUCAGGAUUUCUUUAAAGAGCUUUCAAGCGAAAAUCCUUCAGAGACAAAAUUAGAGGACAUCAACAGACAAGCUCACAAUCUUACACAUUAUUGUGAAAAUGCAUACAAGAAUAGUAUGAGUUCCAAUAUGAAUAACAAGACUUUAAUGAGAGCAUAUGCUCACUUCUUAGAAACUUUCAAAUUUGAACUGGAAAUGGCUGCAGAACUUUAUGAAGAAGCCAACCAAAUUGAGGAAGAGAAAGCAAAGUCAACUAAGAAAAAACAACCAGAAAAUAGAGUUCUUCCCUAUGCUACUUCUACAUCUCAAUUAAUGAAGCACAGUAAGUCCAAUGCUGCCAUGAAGAAUGCUGUUUCAUUCGAUGAAGUUGUGGAUAAUUGGGAUUCAAUCAGUGCAAGAAUGGAAGAAACUAUGAGGGAGGAAGCAUUCUACAGAAAUUCUAUCAACAUGCCAGAGCGCAGGAAAUCAUUCUUUAUGCUUUUUCUUCCAUUUAUUGUAAUUUCCAUUCUCAUUAUUCUAUUCAUGUUGAUUCUUAGUUUGAUUGUUUCAUCAGAGUUUACGAGUAGAACAGCACUAGAGGAAAAGAUUUGCUCAAUAGCUGGUGCUCCAAGCAUUAUGGCAAAUCAUGUUAGAACAUUGCAAGCAAGAUACAGGUACUUGAACGAAACCACUGCUGGACCAGUUCAGCAUUUGGCAACACUGCAAGCGAACUAUGUUUUAAAUUUAGUUAAGAAUGUGAUGAGUGCAUCCACAGAGUCAUUCUUUCCAUCUAUUACAGAUGACUUCAUCUCUCAAAAGUGGACUUACAAAAUUCCAAACAAGCAGGUAGUUGGAGAAUCCUCUCAGGUUUACACAACCAUGAAUGUGUCAGUGUUGGAUUUCAUUGCAAUGUUUGCAGCUCAAGCUCCAACAGUUAUCAGUCAGUUUUCUUAUCCUGUUCAAUUGAAUAACACUGCCACAAACUUCCCAGUCUUGUUCUUCCUGUACAAUAGAGAGACGAUGACCGAUGCAUUUGAUGGGUUUUGCCAAUACUUUUUGACAUUUUCCAUGGAAAGAGCAGAUACCCUCUCACAAGUGUUUUUAUGGAGUUCAGGAAUUCUAUUGGGAUGCUAUUUUGUAUUGGUUGGGUUCUAUAUAUCCAUGUUGAGUCAAUACUUUGUUCAAAUAAGACAGGUCAUUUUUCAUAUCUUUAGAAAGAUUCAAAAGGAUGAGGUUGGUAAGCUAUAUCACACUUUGACAUCUACUAAAACUGGAGAUUACGGAGAAACUGUACUAAGUCCAAAGAAUAAGAUUAUCAUAUACACUGCAAUCACAUUUUUUGUAGUAGCAUUGGUGAGUCCUAUUCAGAUAUACGAAUUCCAACUCAACAAACAGAAUCAGUUUAUUACAAUGAAAACUGCUGCUUCUGUAAACUACGUUCUUAGUUCAGUAACUUCUGUGAAUUUCAAGUUGGCCGAGAUGAUUAUUGCAUCAAAUAUGUCAGAUUACACUCCCGAUGAGUUACACUUGCGGAAUCAAAAGCAAUUAAUGAAUAUUACAAUGUCCUGGUCUUAUGCUGUAAGAGGAGCUCCAGAGUUGGGCUAUUCCAAUUCUCUUUUUGGAAAAUAUUCUGAUAUUGACAAAUUACUUGCCUAUAAGUGUGAUUCAAAUACUUCAAUGGUUAAUUACACAAGUGGUCCGGCUUUGGAUAUUCUCCCAGACAGUUUGGUGAAGACAAGAGUUUCAUGUUAUGGUUUAGAAAAGUUGAUUCACUCUUUUCAAGAUCUAGCAGCAGAGAUUAAUGAGGAUUUAAAAGCAAGGUUUUACACAAAAUCAUACGAAACUGAUCAGUACUUUACAUAUCUGUACUAUCCAGCUCUGGUUGCAGUUCAGCUUAUUUACGAUUUCACAAGCACAUAUGUACAGAAUACAAAACAAUCAGAAGAUUACUUGGCAAUCAUUUCAACCAUUCUGGGCUCAUUAGCAGUUCUUGUGUUUGGUUGGCUUUCCUAUCUAGCGAUGAUGGAUCUCUUUAGAGAAAUUCAAUCAUUAAGAAUAAUGUUGAAUUAUAUUCCUAAAGAUGUUGUUGACAUGAUACCAGAUAUGAUUGACUAUAUUUUAAACUAUAGAGUUCCAUCCUCAGCUCAAAAAUUGAAGAAAUUGAUAAAGAGAAGAAAUGCAGUCAUGUCUGGACUUGAAGUGGAUGAUGAAAAUAUGGACAUGACAAGAUCAAUUUUGAAUAGUGGUGUAGAUGGAAGCAUUAUCUGUAAUCCAAAGGGAGAGGUUGUAAUGUUCAAUCCUUCCAGUGAAGAUAUGUUUGGUUAUAAGAAGGAAGAGAUUUUGGGAAUUCGAUUAGAAACUCUAUUUACAGAAUUGAAUGUGGAAAAGAUUACAGUUCUUAUUGAUUCCAUGAAAGUUUGCAAUGAGGAAACAGGUGUUUCAGCAGAUUCAUUCGAAGUGACAGGAUUGAGAAAGAACAAGACCACUUUCCCUGCAUUUGUGUCGAUUUCUAUCAGUCAGUACCUUGGUAAACCAAUCUUGUCCUGUUUUGUGAAGGAUGUUACUCAAUUGAAGAAACAUUCAUUGUUGCUAGGUGAGGAAAAGAAGAAAAGUGAAGAGUUAUUGUUGAAUAUUUUGCCAUUGCCAGUUGCUAAUAGAUUGAAACAAGGAGAAACCUAUAUCGCAGAAAAGUUCCCAGAUGUUACGAUUUUCUUUUCUGAUAUGGUUGGUUUCACCAAAAUGUCUUCAGGAAUGGAAGCAGAUCAAUUGGUGAUGAUGUUGAACACAAUUGUGAAUGAAUUUGACAAGUUGACUGAGAAAUAUUUGAUUGACAAGAUCAAAACUAUUGGAGAUGCUUACUUUGCAGUUUCAGGAACUCACUCUUCAAAAUCAUCUGACCACCCUGAGAGAAUGUUAAAGUUUGCAAUCUCAGUUUAUUCAUUCUUGAGAGAUUUCAAUAUUAAAUUUGGAAAGGAAGUGAAUUUGAGAAUUGGAAUGCACACAGGACCAUGUGUUGGAGGUGUUAUUGGAACUAAAAAGUUUGCUUACGAUUUGUGGGGUGAUACAAUCAACACAGCCUCUCGAAUGGAAUCAACAGGUGUUCCAGGAAGAAUUCAAAUUUCAAGAGCAACCUAUGAAAGAGUAUUCGAUUUGGGAUAUGAAUUUGAAGAAAGAGAAUCAAUCUAUGUCAAAGGAAAGGGUGAAAUGAAAACAUACCUGUUAAAGGACAAACAUCAUGCAAACCCAUUGCCAACAGUUCAAGAAAUUCAAGAACUCAAGAUAGACUCCCAAUCUCCAACAAAUCUAUUAGAAUCAAGUUCAGUUGACGAAUUGACUGUUCUCAAACUCAAUCAAACAUCCAACACCCAACAAAAUUUACCAGAAACAACCAACAAUCUCAACCCUUCACCAACAAUCUCUCCCUCAAAAACAGAAGCUUAA